CAAUGGGAAGUCUGCUAGAUUCGCUGCGGCCAAAAGCGUUCAAGUCUACGAAGAGGCGUCUGAAACAAUCGAGGCCACAAUGGCGGGCUUAUUGGACUUUUUCCAUAGCGCAUUCUUGCGCGACGAGGAGCUUCCUGAUGGCGCAGCGGUCGAAGACGGACCGCGGAAUGGCUGCCAGUUCAUCGAUAUUGGCUGCGGACCGGGAACUUUCACGCUUAAGCAGUUGCUGCCUCGCCUGCCGUCCCGUUGCCAGCGACUCGUGGCCGUGGACAACUCGGAGGCCAUGUUGGACUUUGCGCGAGAGAACCGCGCUCACCCGAGGAUCGAGUAUAGAGCCCUGGACCUGACGUCCGAAGACGCCGCCGCUCGGUUCGUACGCGAACACGGACGUUUCCAGAGGGUGUACUCGUUUUUGACGAUGCACUGGACGGCCGAUCAGCGCCGUGCCAUGAGGAACAUCGAGACGCUGAUGGCCCCGUGCGCGGAAUGCUUCCUCGUCUUCUCAGACAACAUAGUGCUGUUCGACAUCUUGAAGGCCAUGGUGGCUGCGCCGCGGUGGGCCAAGUUCUCCGAAAUAUUGAAAGCUUACGUUCCAGAGACCACCGAAAUGAAGGAUAUUACGUCGCUGCGCUCACACCUGGCCAGCCUUGUGGGAGCGACAAAGCUCACUCCGCUUGCUUGUGAAGUGAUUCGGACCAAGCUCAUCAUGAAAUUGAACAUGCAAACAUCUUCAGAUUUCUUCACAUUGUUAAAUCCUGUCUAUCCUUUGCUGGACGAAACUCAGAAGUCUGAACUGAAAACGUUCACGAUCGACUUUCUCACUAAGCACAAGGGCACCGGGGACCCUUACAAAGAACAGAUUAUGCUUGUCAUUCACGCAUACAAGUCUGCUAGUUAAAAAACAACUGGCGAGAAAAUAAUAAAACUUUCUUGCACCUUUGGUGUUGUCCUUCUUUUAAUGUAUCGGGUUUGUCUUCAUCUAUAAAUAUGGGUUCGCGUUGUGGUAGUUACUCAUCUCAGUUCUGAGCGCCCGAAAUAACUGCGUUG
This is a messenger RNA of Rhipicephalus sanguineus (brown dog tick), 1047 nucleotides long. Its product is annotated as juvenile hormone acid O-methyltransferase. Lineage: Eukaryota; Metazoa; Arthropoda; Arachnida; Ixodida; Ixodidae. The transcript has 4 exons. The record is from RefSeq and is a predicted model, not a curated record. Bases 80 to 898 code for a protein of 272 amino acids.